CCGCGGAGGGGCAAAAGGAAGAGUUUCGAAGGCAUCUAGCCAGGUGUUUCCCGGUUUUCGAUGGCAAAUACCUGCCGCCAUCCGUGUGGUCUUUCUCUACUUCGAGCUCGGCGAGUGGUAGCAGGGGCAGGACCCUACUAGAGCGAAAGAACAGUGUGAUACAGGAAUGGAGCCAGCACCUCCGGCGCAUCCUCGAGUACUUCGAGGAGACAACCCUAGAAACCCUCGGCGCCUCCUUCGUUCCGGAAGCGGGGAAGUCGAAGCUCGUGCAGCGCAUCGCUCGAAAUAAGAACCUGGUGCUCCUAGCGAUCGAGAGACUCAUCGCUUGUUUGUGCACGCCCCUGCACGCUGUCCCUCUCUGGCCAAGUGAGGGUCAUCUUCACCAGCAUAGCGGUCCAGCAGGAGGAUCUUCUGGACGAGGAAGAACAAGUCAGCGGCGUUUUGUCUCAACGACGACUAGUGGAAGAAGUUCCGAGCCUCUGGACCUCAAUCUCGCUUACGCGGAACUCGCGCCGGAGCGGAAAUUUUCCACGGACGCGUUCUGGCAGGAGAACUACCAAAAUUGGGACUACAGCGAGCGGGAAGCCGUGUUGCAGGUUUGGAACGCGGAACCGCUACCGUCGCCGCGUACGCAACAGGAGCUGCACCGCGCCCAGUACUUCAGCAUCGCUUCACCUCCAAAAGAGACAGAAUUGUUCCAAAUGGAGGGACAGGUGCAGAACUUUCUUCUGCACCGCGUUGGUUCGACCACUUCCAGGGCGACAAAUAAUCAAGACCUGCUCAACGGAAGCAGCAGUGGGGGUGCGCGCAUGAUGAACUUCACAAAGUCCCCGGAUUCGAACCGGGACGGUGCGACGCCGAAAAGUACGGCGGAAGGCGGGACAGCGGCUUCGGGCCUUCGAAAUUGGCUGUCCAACACGGCGCAGGCUGCCGCCUCUCUGUCGCCGGUGCGAACGCUAAUGGGAGGACGGGCGGCGGACAAUUCGAGUUCGACCGCGGAUUCACGAACUCCGCCAUUCAACCAGCCGAACAAAGCUGGUCGGUCGCUGUCCGGGAGCAGUCUCGUUCCCCCUAUCGUCGGAUUUCCACCUCCGCAAGGGAAUGGGAGUAAUCCCACACAGCAGGUGUUUGCAGCUGCAUCCGACGAGGAUGAAGGUGAAGAUGCUGACCUGGUGUUGGAUGAGGCUGCAACGGUGGUUUCCUCGUCGGUUACUCCGAGCAACAGGCUUCCGGGCAGCAAAUCGGGUGUAGCUUCCACACUGCUCUCUGCGGCUUCGAAAGCGGUGAACCUAACCUCUGCAGCGAUGCAUCAGUCCAUCUCUAGUACCACUUCGGGGAUCAGAACGCCCUCAGAAACCGGAACGCCCGUCGCUGCAGGGGGCAGCCAUGGCCCGCGGCACAUGUACUACUUGGAGCCGCCAAGCAGCGAGGUGGACAAACAAGUGUUUCCGGAUCUGAUGACAGUCUCCACGGUGUCGGUCCUGGAUACGAGCACAACAGAGCCGGACCUCGCGUCCACGCCGGAUGUGGUUGCACCCGCUGCGGUGCGCCAUUCGGAAAUGGAUCGGGGCAACAUCAACGUGGAAGGAGCUGCUGCACAUCACCAGCAGCACCGGUUUAAAAAUCGACAAGAAAGGACGAGAACCUCGUCGCUGCGCCGCGACGUAGAGAACAAGCCGAGCCUGGCGCUGGUUCUGCCCGAGGAAGAGAGCGCAAAUCGCUGGUUCAAGUGCGCGCAAGCCCGGGCCACGAACCUGCUGCACUGUCUGCAGCGGUUCAUCCGGGCGCUCGCAUUUGCGGACGCCAUCAGUGGGUUUUACAACGACGAUGAAGAGAUGUCGAAUCCAAAUAGCUAUAGCAGCAACCACGCGCCGCCCGUUGUGGUGCAGUUGGGCAAUCGACGGGCGAGGAACAACUUCUAUGACGGGCCUCCGGGAAGUAGAUCCUACGGCAAUUACUACAGCAACCCGAAGCAGCAUGAGAUUACGCAAAGUGCAGAUUCUCUCUGGGCCUUCUGCCUUGCGACGCGCGGCGUCAUGCGUGCGUUUCAGAUAUACGGCUGCGUGCUAUCUUCCGCGGAGAUGGAGUGUUGCAGGAGUCACUUCGAGGAGCUUCGGGGGCUCGCAGACACACGUUCUUCUUUCGGCGGCGAAGAUGCACAUCAGCAACGCACACAACAAGGUGGACACCAACGAGCAAUAGCUAGCCAGUCUGUAGCCCGCAGCGCCGUAACGACCGUGUCCGCCCCAUCGAGCAAAAACACGACUCGGGGAGCAGACCACUGUGCAACUUUUCGGCCCUACCAGAACACGGUGAAAGUGAUUCAGCGCGCAGCGGACCAGUGCGGUUCGGUAUUCAAACUUCUGGCCGAGCGCGUCAAUUCUUCAGCGCAGGAAAGCGACGAACAGGUGCAUGCAUACAACAGCUCCGUCGUGAAUGCUGCACCGUACCACGAUGGCUCGAUCUACAGUUUAACCAGCCAACACACGGACACGACCCAGCACCAAGUCACCGCCAGCGGUCGGACUUCCUCCAAGGAGAUGGUGCUGCAGAGUCUUCGGUUUGUGGUCGGUCGAAUGGAAAAGAUUUCUGCAACCUGCAAAAGUUUCGACUUUUCAACUGCAGAAAAAAACCUGCACAUGGAUCGCGAUGUCGAGGGACUAUUGAGAUUCGAUGGUAGAAGUAGGAGCGCAGAACAGGCUCUGCCGUAUUCUUUUCUGGACCAUUGCUUCGUCGAGGAUCAGAUUUGUGCAUCAAAAUUAUCUUCAACCGACGGCAAGGGACAUGAUGACAACUCUACUUCCGGUGUUGGUGCAACUACAUCUUUAGCCUGGCAACAGGAAGGACCUCCGCGCUCGAACCCGUCUACCAUUUGUUCAACUUCGUCGGGCAGUGCUUCCUCUUUCCAAGAAAUGCAGAAGCGUACGAAAUCUCGCUCCGUGAACGCGUUUCAGCGCGAGUUGCGCCGUCUAGGCGUCGCCGUUCCGUUAUCAACGGGUAACAAGAACAACUCUCAAACCGCAGGCUCGGAAACGAGCAUGAACGUGACAGAUUUAUCCGGCGAGAGUGGCAUGUUCAAUCAAUCUGUUCUCUCCACGUCCAGCGCUGGAACAACGACCACGAACACCGCAUCGGAUCAACAUCCGUCAGCAAACAACUCCAGCAACAUCCGCAGUUGGUCCGACAUGCGGCGAGAACUGAACGCAAAGCGAAACCUCGAGAUCGAACUCGACAACGCACGGACGCAGGCCUCCAACUUGAAGGCAGAAGUGGCCCGGUUGCAGGAGGAGCUUUCCGAGAGCAGAACGGUGUUUAGCACGAUCACGCCAGCAGCAAGAGGCUUCCUACCACCGCCACGACCACCCGCUCCUGCGGAUAGAAGUAGUGAUGGUACAGCGAAUGAUAACCCGGAAGACAAUGACAAAUCGGCGGGUGAACAAGCAAGACCGAGUGCUGCGAGCGCUCGCAAUCCGUCGGCGGCGAGUCCGUCCUCUCGCACGAAGAGCUCUUCGUCAGUGCAAUCCAGUGAUGACGAGAUGCUGAUCGGUCCCGGGGGCGAGCGGAUAUCGCUGCGCAAGAUGCAGGACCAGCUGUCAAACCGGGAGCUCUUAGUGGAGCAGCUUGAAGGCGCCAUCGCCUGGGCAGACAAGCGCACGGAGGACCUGCAGAAAGUGGCGCAGAGAUACUACGGACAGGUAUGAAAUAAAUCAAGCGUGCUUUAUAGGUUCACCCGGUGCCUAGGUUUUUCCGAACAUAGAAAACCCAACAUCAACUAAAAGUAGACUAGAUGUCUACGAGACUCGAAUAGCUUCGCCCGCUCGGUUUGACAUCGCAAACUUGCGCUAGAAGGAGCAACUUUCACAGAGUUCACAGUCUGGGGCGGGGAAGCAGCGCACGGGGCAGCGCGACGGUACUUGGCAUCAACUGCAAACAGCAGCUGAUCUGGAAGCGAUUGACACCGCGACCCGAGCGCACGACGCGCGGGGCGGUAAAUCAUGCCUGGCAGGGGACACACCUCGGGCAGAUUCCGCGUGAACAUGCAUGCGCGCCGCCACCUGCACCCGCUAGGGGGACGGCGCAUACUUGCAUCAGGCCGAGCCCUCUUUUGAAAGAAGAUAGAAGUCGAACGCCUCAGCUCCAUGCCCGAUCGCUCUAGUUACUUAGCAGGCGCUUGGAUCUCCGCCCUAGGCUUGAAAUAUUGACUUGAUUACGUUCUUAAAUUGGCUGCGCUAGUGGCCCGCACUUGAAUCAUCGAGCCGUGGAUCGUUUUACGCCGUAGAUUGCCGGAGAGCGGAAAACAGCCGCGGUAGGCGCGUAGGCCGCUCAACAUGAUAAAAGUCUCAUACAUCGCAUGCCCUCGGCCAUGCGCAUCCUAUUUCCAAACAGCGGCCACCUAUUUCCGUCUCGCCCAUGCAGACAUCACUCAGAGCGUUGGUUUUCAGCGCGCCUCUGUUGUCAUCUUCAUCCAUUAGUUUAGAUCUAUGAUCGCCGCCAACGCUUUUACUUUUUUCCUCCAGUAAGCUGUCUUUUUUUCCUGCUGCGCUUUUAUUUUCUAGUUUCUUGAAGACAUUGAGAUACUUAGCCGCCACGCACACGAUGUCGAAGGAGGAUCAUGGUUCGGGCGAGCGCGGCCGAUUUGCGCCAAUUCGCCGGGAUGUCAUUUACCACCGGCGCACGGGUGCGCAGAAGGAGCACAGGGAGCCGAACGCUAGGGGAGUUGCGGCGGAGUACAUUUGGGCCGGGGAUUCGAAGGCCGCCAGUGGCCACGUUGUGUCGUGGUUUUUCACCUCGCAGGAGCCGAAGCGCCAGAAGGAAAGCGAGCGCCAUCGUGUUCGCCUGGCGACUGGGGACUGGUGGCUGAUUUCGUGGCAUCGGGCGGAAUUUUUUCUGGACGAAGUCGUGGGCAUCUCGGAAGACUAUACGAACGCCAUCGACGCCGCAUUUUCUGCGGUGCGGCCAGAUGUCGCGCUGCUUCCGACGUCAUCACUGCACUGGUCAUAGAUCUUGGCAGCCUUAGGGUCGACGUGUCCGAUUGGUUUUUUUUUUAGAAGUCCUGCCGACAGGUCUCUUUGUGAAAUAGUCAUAAUGUAUAUGAAUGAAAGAAGAUUGUGAGCGGCUUUUUACCGGAGUAGCUGCCGCCGUAUUUGUUCCGGCCGAUUUCGAAGAUGUUCGCCAUGGUUAUAGCCUGAUGGGCCCCAGCCUGCUCCCGCGUUUGCUUCCUUCCCUGCGCAGUCUUGUUGGUUUGCAGAUAUCUUGGCAACUUGAAGAUCUAAGCCUAUGACUUUUGAUGUGAAGACUCACAUGCGGGGGGCCCUUGCCCCCCCCCGCGCCCCCCCCCGCCCUUUCGAUGUGAUGACAUUGCGCCUCAAUCUGUAUGCCUGAUUUUUAUUUUUGAGAUGAAGACUGACAUGCGGGGGGCCCUCGCCCCCCCCCGCGCCCCCCCCGCCCUUUCGAUAUGAUGAUAUUGCGCCCCGAUCUGUAUGAGUAGUUUUUAAUUCUAAGACUAUAACUUCAAGAUCUAAAGUUAUGACCAUGCGGGGGGCCCUCGCCCCCCCCCGCCCUUUCGAUGUGAUGAUAUUGCGCCUCAAUCUGUAUGAAUGAUUUUUAUUUUUAAGAGUCUGCGCCCCGAUCUGUAUGAGUAAUUUUUAAGUCUAAGACUGUAACUUCAAGAUCUAAAUUUAUGGCCAUGCGGGGGGCCCUCGCCCCCCCCCCCGCGCCCCCCCCGCCCUUUCGAUGUGAUGACAUUGCGCCUCAAUCUGUAUGAAUGAUUUUUAUUUUGAAGAUGAAGACUUACAUGCGGGGGGCCCUCGCCCCCCCCCCCGCGCCCCCCCCGCCCGGUCGAUAUGAGGAUAUUGCGCCCCGAUCUGUAUGGGUAGUUUCUAGAUUUAAGAUUAUAACUUCAAGAUCUAAAUUUAUGACUGAUGAGAUGAAGACUCACAUCUUGAUGAAGGCGCGCCGAUUCAAUUAUGAAGAUUGAGACUAUGACUUUGAGAAGAUUAUGACUUUACUUCUAAGAUAGGAUAAGAUGAUGACUUUGAUGAUUCCAAGAUGAGAUAAGAAGUUGUGACUUUUGAGAUGAUUCGAUUAUGAUUUGAGAUUAAGACUUGAGAUUCGAAUCUUUUGAAUAUGAGACUAUGUUAUGAAGAUAUCUGAAUUUAAAUAGUGAAUUGCGCUCAAGUUGUGAAUUGAACUCAAAUGGUGAACUGAACUCAAAUGGUGGACCGAACUCAAAAGAUGCACUGAACUCUUGAACCCUUGAACAUUUUGAAUUUCUCGCAAGUCUUGCAAAGAUCUUGUAGAUAUGACUAUCAACGAUAGUACAUUUGCAACAAACACAUGAUCAAGCACAGCACUACAUCAGAUUCAAGACCUUAGCGACGAACGCGAGACGAUGCGGGAAAUAAUUGAGCGCAAGGUCGGCGAACUGGAAGAGCUGAAAAGCCGGGACCAGGAGACAAAAAAAAGCUACGAGGAGCAGAUUUCAGUCCUUUCGGAGCACCUCUGCAGCAUGGAUGUGAAGUUCUCGCAGCAGGCCGGGCGAAUCGAACGAGCGCGCAUACGCUGCGGGAAUUGUGGCACGUGGAACAGCCUCGAUCUGUCCGGCGACAAGACCUGCACCAAAUGCCGCAGCAUUCUUCUGAAACUUGGAUAACGAGAUGGCGUUUUUGGUGUGUCGUUCGAUCCAAGAUUUGGUCUUCGAAUCCGCGACAAUGCGUCUUGGUUCGACGUACAGGAGGAAAUGCAAAAACGUGUGUCGCAUCAACAAGCAUCUUCCGUGGAAGGCUCC
Amoebophrya sp. A120 is the source of this 6787-nucleotide messenger RNA. Lineage: Eukaryota; Dinophyceae; Syndiniales; Amoebophryaceae. The record is from the annotation of a GenBank genome assembly.